Fraxinus pennsylvanica is the source of this 3066-nucleotide messenger RNA. The record is from the annotation of a GenBank genome assembly. NCBI's taxonomy places the organism in Eukaryota, Viridiplantae, Streptophyta, Magnoliopsida, Lamiales, Oleaceae.
AUGGAGCGUAGAACGCUUACCAUGAACUGGGAUGGAUUGGGCGAAGACGACGAUGAAUGCUUCUUUGAAUCCCGUGAAAGAAUGUCAUCGGCUGUUCCUCUCGAUUUGGCAGCCUUGUCAGGAUCGGACGAGGACGAAGAAUUUGAGGAUAGCCGAAUGUCCUUUGCUUCCGCUAUCUCUGCAGCCUCCAUUAAAAGAAUUGGCAGCCUUGAGAUUGAGGAGGUAGUACCUACGAGCUCUUCAUCUGUAUUAGGAGGAUACGACAUGUGGAUGGCAGAACCAGGGGACAUUAAGGAGCGCCGCAAGAAGCUGUUUCAAGGUAUUGGAUUGAACAGCAAUAAGGAUUUUCUAAGGGUCACUACAGCCAAAUUUGUUCGAGGAAUUUCAAUCAAGCCUGAUGUUCCUCCUCCCCAAGCUCCUAAAUCAAAGGAAGAUUCUUCUCCCCUGGAAGAACCAAAAAAAGACAAGCGCGAGGCUGAGAAUUCACCAGAAGCGCCAAUUGUGUUCUUUAGGUCGAGAUCAGAUGGUGAUAUAGAGAGCUUUUCUGUGAAAACGAAAAAGAGGAAAGAAGAACUAAUAGGUCCCGUAUCAAAACAGCGUUUAACUAGAACAUCAUCGGGACAAAUAGCACAUACCACAGGUAUUUGUCACUAUGCAUGUUCAGUUCAAAUAUCAAACCCGAAGAGGGCUACAACCAAAUCAGCCCUGCCUAGUGAGGUGUUAGAAUCUGUACUGUCACCUGGUGCUUUUGAUUCAUUCUUCCUGAUAAAGAAUUUGGACACUGGAAAGGAGUUUAUUGUGAAAGAAUCCAAUGAAAAGGGAAUGUGGAAUAAGCUCAAUGAUGUUCAAACCGGGAAACAACUUACAUUGGAGGAAUUCGAGAAAUCUGUGGGAUACUCACAGUUUGUGAAGGAAGUGAUGGCUCGUGCUAAUGCCUCGAGGAGUCUUGAGAAUGCCAAGAAGGUAAAUUUUAAUUCAUAUCUAAUUAAGAGUUUCAGGAAUAGCAAAAGAAUGGGAGCCUCUUUCUUGAAGAACAUCAUGGGAGUCGCAAAUACUAUCAAUGGAAAAGUAGUAGAUAAGGAAGGAGAACAGUCUUCACAAUCUUCACUGGUAGAACAGGGAGCUAACAAAACUUCGUCUCAAUGGAUCAAAGCACACCAAUAUGGGAAAUCCUACAAAGAAUUUUCAGCUUUGCACAUGUCUCAAGAAAUUCAAGCUCAUGAUGGCUCAAUAUGGACAAUUAAGUUCAGCUGGGACGCUUGUUUCCUAGCAAGCACGGGAGAAGAUGGUGUAAUUCAUGUAUGGGAAGUGCAGGAAUGUGAUAUUAUGUCAACAAGAUCGCCUGACAAUAUAAAUUCACCGGGAGAGACACCUGUUCACUCAAUGGCAGGCGCUGCUUCAGAUCGGCCUCCACUUGCAGAGAUUACACCUAUGUUGUCCACAAUGAAGAGAAGAGGGAGGAAUAAUAAGAAAAAGGGAAACUCGAUUCCUGACUAUGUAAGUAUGCCAGAAACUGUAUUUGCUCUUUCAGAAAAGCCGUUCUGCACUUUCAAAGGUCACCAAGAUGACGUGUUAGAUCUCUCAUGGUCAAAAUCUCAGUUCAAUCCAGUAGAUGAAGAUUAUUUCAUCAGUGGUUCACUUGAUGGAAAGGUUCGAAUUUGGAGCAUACCUGAUCGUCAGGUUGUCGACUGGACAGAUAUACAUGAGAUGGUUACGGCUGCUUGCUACACUCCUGAUGGCCAGGGUGUGAUUAUAGGCUCACAUAAAGGGAUCUGUCGUUUGUAUACUAUAGAUGAUUGCAAAUUGGAACAGAAAGAUCAAAUUGAUAUUCAAUUCAAGAAAAAGUCUCAAGCGAAAAAAAUCACAGGUUUUCAGUUCUCCCCUCAGAAUCAGUCAGAAGUGCUCAUUACUUCAGCUGAUUCUCAAAUUCGAGUCUAUAGUGGAACAGAGCUCGUCCAAAAACUUAGAGGAUUUCGGAAUACUAGCAGCCAAAUUUUAGCUCAAUUCACUGCAAAUGGAAGAUAUGUCAUAAGCGCAAGCGAAGAUUCUCAGGUCUAUAUCUGGAAGCUGGAAGAUUCAAGAAAUGAAGGAGGUGGGAAAAGCAGAAGUAGAACUACCAUCCAGACAUACGAGCACUUCCCCUGUCAAGAUGUUUUGGCUGCAAUUGCCUGGCCUGGCAGCAUAAAAAUUGAACCACCAAUUGUAGACAUAAAUUCCAAAAGGCAGUCCAAACACUCCAGUACAACACAACCACGUUCUACAAGCGGUUCUCCAACCCGAGAAGACAUGGCCGGUGAAAGCAGCAAGAAGCAUUUGCCUCCACUUCCUAAGAAAAACAAUGUACUCGAGAAAAGUCCAAGCUACACGGAAAAGGAUUUUGCCCAAUAUGCUCGCAUAAACUCUGAAAAUGGUAUUAGUGAGUCAUUUGGUUCGUCCUCUUCAUCGAUUAGGUAUGGUGACUCACCUUCCAUUUCUGCUUCCGGGACUGCUGGAUCUCAAUCCUGGUCCUCGUCUUGGUCCUUGUUCGAUGGUGGCAGUAGUCAUGGAGGCCAAACCGUCCAAGCGACAGCAUGGGGGCUGGUUAUCAUAACAGCAAAUGCGGGAGGACAGAUCAGGGUUUAUCAAAAUUUUGGGCUGCCUCUCAAAGUCAGUAGACAAACCAAUCUCUUCUUGUGUGAUAGGAUUAGCCAGAGUUCAUCAGACUGGAAUGCCAGUUCGCAGAAAAUUCGAGAAAUUAAAUUGAUGAGAGAAAUAUCAAGCAAGAAGCUCGAGGAUUAUUUAGAUCCCGUUCUUCUCUCCGCAGUUCGUGUGAAAAUUGGAAGCAAAAGAAAAUUCGAUGAAGAGAAGAAAAUUAAGAGCGGAAAUUUGAACGAGUUCGAGCGAUUUGAGAAGUGGCCUAAAGAGGAAAAACUACCGAAAUUUGAGCAGAAUGAAGCCGUUGAUCUGCAAAACGAUAACGAUUGGGUUGGUAAUUCUGAUGGAGAUGAAGGAAUUUUCUGUAAUCCGUUUCUGCAAUUUGAGAAAACGGCGUUGAAGCGGUUCAACCAUUCAAGGAGUGAAGGAUAA